Cordyceps militaris CM01 is the source of this 744-nucleotide messenger RNA. Its product is annotated as extracellular soluble lytic transglycosylase. The transcript has a single exon. Lineage: Eukaryota; Fungi; Ascomycota; Sordariomycetes; Hypocreales; Cordycipitaceae. The record is from RefSeq and is a predicted model, not a curated record. Bases 1 to 744 code for a protein of 247 amino acids.
AUGCGUUCUCUUGCCUACACCAUCACCACUGCCAUGGCCUCUGGCCUCGCCCACGCCGCCACCAACCCCAAAGCCCAAGGCGCCUGCUCCCCCACCAAGGGCGGCGCCGGCGCCUGCGGCCCCAACGGCUCCGAGCAGUGGCUCAACACAGGUCUGACGGCGGACGGCUGGACGCCGCCCUUUCUCGACAUCAACUCGCUCACCCACAUCACGCUCGACGCCUACUACAAGGGCGUCGGCAAAAACUGCCAAAAGUACGACCAGUACUUCCAGAGCGCCGGCCGCAAGUACAACAUUGACCCGGCCAUCCUCGCCUUCCUCGCCAUGCAGGAGUCGUCGUGCAACGCCGACGAGGGCGGGCCCACGCCGGGCCUGAUGCAGUGCGCGCCCGCCAACUGCCAAAACGGGAAAAAGAGCUGCCAGUACCCGGUGCAGGACAAUGUCGACUGCGGCGCGCACGUGCUUCGGCAAGGGCUGGACGCCAACGGUGGCAAUGCCGUCAAGGCCAUUGGCGCGUACAAUGGCUGGUUCACGGCCGGGUCGGGGCUCAACGGCAACAAGGGCAUCACGGAAAAGUACCCGUGCAGCAGCGAGGGCAAGAGGAACGGGCUCCCGCAGAACCUCAACUACAUCCACGAGACGCUCAACGGCUGGUUCCAGGGCUACGACAUGUACGGCAAGGACAGCGGGCUUCACGGAAAGUACAACUGCCAGGGAAAGUGCACUGGCAGUAAUCUUUGUUAG